Molecule: messenger RNA, 284 nt
Organism: Penaeus monodon (black tiger shrimp)
Lineage: Eukaryota; Metazoa; Arthropoda; Malacostraca; Decapoda; Penaeidae
Product: aldo-keto reductase family 1 member B7-like
Exons: 2
Coding region: 51-278 (75 amino acids)
Cellular component (GO): cytosol
Molecular function (GO): aldose reductase (NADPH) activity
Source: RefSeq, a predicted model, not a curated record
UUUCAGGGCUUUUUUGAUGGCAGAUCAAAACCCAACGCUUACUUUUAACAAUGGAUACAAAAGUUCCAGUUUUUGGCCUUGGUACUUGGAAGUCAAAACCUGGAGAAGUAAUGCAGGCUGUUAAGGAUGCUAUUUCUUGUGGAUAUCGCCAUCUUGACUGUGCCCUUAUUUAUGGCAACGAACCUGAAGUUGGAGAAGCUAUUAAAGCAAAGAUUGCUGAUGGCACUGUAAAACGUGAAGAUUUAUUCAUCACAAGCAAGGUAAAUAUGAAUAUUUAGAUGAAA